This is a messenger RNA of Punica granatum (pomegranate), 2226 nucleotides long. NCBI's taxonomy places the organism in Eukaryota, Viridiplantae, Streptophyta, Magnoliopsida, Myrtales, Lythraceae. The record is from RefSeq and is a predicted model, not a curated record.
UAAAAAAAAAAAAAAAAAAAAGAGGGGAGAGGCUUAAAGCAAAAGGUCAGCGCCUAUUCUUCCUCCUCUUCUUCUUCGUUCUUCGUCCUUCUCCAUCCGAUCAUCGACCCCCCUCCCCUUUCCCCGCAAACCCUAAUUCCUCGAGCUGUUCCUUCUCCUCAGACUACUGUUUCCCCUCGUCUUGUCGGGUUGAUGAUUGCCUGGUCUUUAAUGUCCGCCGCGUUUCAAGAUUAUCAAGCAGGGGAGCUCGGUGUUUGAUUCGGUCCCGGUCAAAUCACGCUGUCUCUCUUUCUAUCUCCCCCUCCCUCUCUCCGUGUGUCUCGGUCUCUCCGCCCCUGUUGACUUUUCGUUCUCAAAAUUACUCCUUUCGAGCCCUUUGAUCGGUUUCCGGGGGAUUGGGGCUUCCGAGGGCAUGACAUUGGUCAUCUGAUUCAAGGGUUUCCUCCACGGAGUUUCGCUUUCAAAGGGUUAGGUUUAGGGCAGCGAGACGGAUGGAAGCGUCUGGCGGCAAUUCAGACUCGUACAGGGGGUCAGCUACUGGAAUUGGCAGUAGUGGCACCUCUAAUUUCAGAAGAUAUGGCAUUUUAUCGGCUUCGAAUAUCAUUCAGGCGCCUAUAUCGACGUUGCUCGAAUACUCCGGCUUGUUGAGGACCCGCCCGAAUCACCCGGAAGUUGAGCCUUUGUUUAGCGGGAGCGCCACCUCCGGAGUUGUUCACAGUAGGGUGGAAGAUACCUCACUGAGUGGCGGUGAUGGAGAGGUGUCGAUUAGGAUAAUUGGGGCUGGGGAACAGGAGCACCACAGGGACGGGGCGGGACUGGUGGUGGGUGGUCAUCAGCAAGUGAGGGAACCUUCUUCCCAGGACGAGGUGUCUGUCCGGCCAGUGGCUGGAGGUGAUGGGCAGGGCGAUAUAAGGAGUGGGGUUGAUGAGGGUGCUCCGACUGCAUCAGCUGCUGGGGCUAAUGAUAGUGAAGUUGGCGAGGGUAAUGGUAGGGAUUCAACUUACCAGAGAUAUGAUAUUCAGCAGGCAGCAAGGUGGAUCGAGCAGGUCCUGCCGUUUUCUUUGCUUCUUUUGGUUGUUUUCAUCCGACAACAUUUACAAGGAAUUGCAGGUUUCUUCAUUACAAUAUGGAUUGCAGCUGUAUUGUUCAAGUCAAAUGACAUUUUAAGAAAACAAACUGCGCUAAAGGGGGAGAGGAGAAUUCCAGUUCUUGCUGGUAUUUCACUUGCAUUUGCUCUCCAUGUUGCUGGUGUGUACUGGUGGUACAGGAGAGAUGAUCUCUUAUAUCCAUUGAUUAUGCUUCCUCCAAAGGCUAUACCACCAUUCUGGCAUGCAAUUUUCAUCAUUAUGGUCAACGAUACAAUGGUCCGGCAAGCUGCAAUGGUCUUGAAGUGCUUCUUGUUGAUGUAUUACAGGAAUAGUCGAGGGAGAAAUUACCGGAGGCAGGGUCAAAUGCUAACUCUGGUUGAAUAUCUACUGUUGCUAUAUCGUGCAUUACUGCCGACUCCUGUCUGGUACCGUUUCUUCUUGAACAAGGAAUAUGGGAGCCUCUUCUCGUCAUUAAUGACAGGGCUGUAUUUGACUUUCAAGCUUACAUCUGUUGUUGAGAAGGUGCAAUGCUUCUUUACUGCAUUGAGGGCACUGUCCCGUAAGGAGGUCCACUAUGGGGCAUAUGCAACUGCAGAGCAGGUCAAUGCAGCUGGAGAUCUGUGUGCUAUUUGCCAGGAGAAGAUGCAUGCUCCUAUCUUACUUCGUUGCAAGCACAUAUUUUGUGAAGACUGCGUCUCUGAAUGGUUCGAGAGAGAGCGGACGUGUCCAUUGUGCAGAGCUCUCGUCAAAUCUGCAGAUCUCAGGUCAUUCGGCGACGGAUCGACUAGCCUGUUCUUCCAGCUAUUCUGAGACCACUAUGGUAUCAUAUACCACUUGAAAAGGAGCUUGAAUGUGCGACCUAUCUAUGGGACGGUUUUAUCGGAAGGAGAUGGUUUGUGGUCUGAACAUGGAAGGAAAUCUCGCGGCAUUUUGCACGAGGCACUGGGGUUUGAUUGCCUUGGCCUAAUUGUAGAAUUUAAACUGGCUGAUAUAUGCCCAUAUACUCAGUAAUGAAGAAGGAAAAUUGUAUGUAGCCCCACCAUAUAUAGAAGAGAAAGUUACUCGGAGAACAAUGUUAAUAUGCAGAUUGAGAUGCAAUGGUAUAUACCGAUUAGCUCUGCCUCGAAGGCACACAAAA